CCUCCAAUUAAUCAAUAAUUCCUUCAAUUUUCAAGAUUUUAGACAAAAAGUGAUGCUUCGACUCAUCACAUUUUUAUUAUUUUCUUCUUUAAUUGUAAUACAAAUUCAAGCAGAUGAACACGACCAUAUUUACAAACCUGGGGAAGAAGUUGUUUUGUGGAUGAACACAGUUGGCCCUUACAGCAACAGACAAGAAACUUACAAUUAUUAUUCCCUACCUUUCUGUAAGGGAAAGAAGGAGGCAAUUGGACACUAUCACGAAACUUUGGGAGAAGCUUUAUUGGGCGUUGAUCUUCAAUUUUCUGGGCUUGAAAUAAAUUUUAAAAAAGAAUUGAAAAAAACUGUAAUUUGCACAAAAUAUAUAUCACGGGAUGAUGCUGAUGCUUUUGUUUUUGCUGUUGAACAUAAUUAUUGGUUUGUUUGUUUUAAGAGGGGUUUAAAUAAGAAGAUACGUGUGUGUGAAGGGAGAUAA
This is a messenger RNA of Meloidogyne enterolobii, 472 nucleotides long. Lineage: Eukaryota; Metazoa; Nematoda; Chromadorea; Rhabditida; Meloidogynidae. The record is from the annotation of a GenBank genome assembly.